Molecule: messenger RNA, 929 nt
Organism: Vanrija pseudolonga
Lineage: Eukaryota; Fungi; Basidiomycota; Tremellomycetes; Trichosporonales; Trichosporonaceae
Gene: YAH1
Product: Adrenodoxin, mitochondrial
Exons: 5
Coding region: 26-541 (171 amino acids)
Biological process (GO): P450-containing electron transport chain; positive regulation of oxidoreductase activity
Cellular component (GO): mitochondrion
Molecular function (GO): 2 iron, 2 sulfur cluster binding
Source: RefSeq, a predicted model, not a curated record
CACUCCUCUCUACUCAACCCACAAAAUGAGGUCAAUGGCCGUCCUCCGCCGCGCAGGUGCGCUGAUGCGCACCGCUGCGCCCGCCGCCCCCCUCGCGCAGCGCCCAUCAUUGCCCAAGUUCCGCGCCUUCUCCGCGACAACGGCCGCACGACACGGCGAGCUGACACGCCCUGCGCCGGGAACUGGCAUCAAGGUGACCUUUGCCGACUCGAAGGGAAACCCCAUCAAGACGGUCGAGGGUAACGAGGGCGACGACCUGCUGUCCCUCGCCCACGAGCACGAUGUGGACCUUGAGGGCGCUUGCGAGCGCUCCGUCGCCUGCUCCACUUGCCAUGUCAUCCUCGAGCCCGAGAUCUUCGACAAGCUCCCAGAGGCCGACGACGAGGAGAACGACAUGCUGGAUUUGGCAUUCGGCCUCGAGGAUACCUCUCGCCUAGGAUGCCAGGUCCUCCUCACCCGCGAGCUCGACGGCAUGACGGCCAAGCUCCCUGCCGCCACGCGCAACAUGUACGUUGACGGCGCAAAGGCCCGCACACACUAGAGAUCAGAGUGUCAGACGAUGGGGGACGACGACGGCGCCGCUGGGAGGACAACCACUCUGCUGCAGACCAACGAGUUACAUGCAUAUUUUCUUUGUAUCGCUCUCACACGCGAAUGGCGUGGACAGUACAAGUCACAUUGCUGCCAGAAGCCGAGAACAUGCUAAGACCAAAUCGAUAGAGACUGUUGCCGUCUCUCAACCCCCCUCCCCUGUCAACCUCGAGUGUGCUGAUUGAUGUACCCAUCUAUUCCGGGACGAUGCAGAAGUCGACGACCACAGCACACACUAUCGCCGGCCGUGUCCGACGGCCUGAGGCUGAGCGGCAGCAGCUGCAGCCCCGUCCUCCUCCUCUUCCUCCUCCUCCUCGGCAUCCUCGUCGUCCUCGUCG